Molecule: messenger RNA, 1146 nt
Organism: Brassica oleracea var. oleracea
Lineage: Eukaryota; Viridiplantae; Streptophyta; Magnoliopsida; Brassicales; Brassicaceae
Product: F-box/kelch-repeat protein At5g39560-like
Exons: 1
Coding region: 1-1146 (381 amino acids)
Molecular function (GO): protein binding
Source: RefSeq, a predicted model, not a curated record
AUGAUUCCCAAAGAAGCUAAACCAAAUCAGCAAGAGACGAUGACUAAGCCGCAACCACUGUCGUUAUCAUCACUCCCAGACGAAAUCUUAGAGAACAUUCUUGCCCGCCUCUCCAAGUGGAAUUACCCUAAUCUCUCUCUUGUCUCCAAGAGAUUCCUCUUUCUCCUCUCUUCUCCCGAACUCUACACUACGCGAUCUCACAUCGGAACCACCGAACCAUGCCUCUAUUUUUGCUUAGACGACUUGCCCAUUAUACCACAUCCCAAAUGGUUUACUCUUUGGAUGAGACCUGCGGAUGAAACCCUAGAAGACGACGAUGAAAUUCUUGAAGACUAUUCGUUGGUUUCGGUACCCUCUUGUCGUCACCAUCUUAAACACGUACCAUACUCUUCCACCGUAGCUGUUGGCUCGGACAUCUACGUAAUCGGUGGACCCUACAAGGGGCCGCCGUCUUCACUUGUUUGUAUCUUUGAUUGUCGGAGUCACACAUGGCGUGAAGGUCCCAACAUGUUGGUGGCCCGUGAGGAGGCGUAUGCGUUUCAUAUCGAUGGGAAAAUAUAUGUAAUGGAAGAGGACCGGAAAGACGAUAAUUGGAUGGAAGUAUUAGACAUAAAGACUCAAACUUGGAGUUGCUUGCUGGGCCAUGGAGCUACUGAGUUUCGUGACGAUUGGUUUCUUGUCAAUGUGUUUAGAGGACAGAUAUACGUAAUUGCUGCUACGGAGAAUUUUGCAUAUGAGCCAAAAGAAGGGACAUGGGAAGUUGUGGAAACGCACGAGUGUUAUGGACAUAUUGAUAGUUGGUGUGAGAUAGAGGAUGUAAUGUUUUGUUUUACGAACUCUGGUCAUUGCAUGUGGUAUGACACUGAGAGUGGAGAGUGGAGAGAGGUCAAGGGUUCGGAUAUGGAAGUAUUGCGUGAUACAAGCGAGCAUAGCUUAGCAUGGGGGUGUGUUGUUGAAAUUGUUAACCAUGGUGGGAAACUAUUAGUUAUCUGGGUCUCCAGAUACAAGACAAAGCAGACAAGGAGAAUUUGGUGUGGGAAGAAGCGCCAUGAAGGUGAGAUUUGGGGUAAGAUGGAAUGGGUUAAUGAAGUCCUUACGGUCACCAAUUCGUUUAACUUCUUGAGUUGUGUACUCAUUAUGAUUUAA